CGUAAAACUCCGAUCAACUGACUUCAAAGACCGAUAAUGAAGGACGACGCGGAAUUGGGACCAGAUAAAACUAUACAAGCCGGAAAUAUAGAAGAAAUCCAUAAUGUCCCUAUCGAUAUACUAAUUAGACCACUAGUAUCGCAGGGCCUUGAUAAUAAUAAAGUGGAGAGCUUAAUGAAAACCAUACAGAAUCCCGAAACAGCAGACGACGUUCCUCCAAUAGAUGUCCUGUGGAUCACUGGUCGAGAAGGCGGGAAUUAUUAUUAUUCAUUUGGUGGUUGCCAUCGUUACCAGGCAUAUAAACAAUUAAAAUUACCCACAAUACCGUGCAAACUGUUUAAAUCUACUGUCAGUGACUUGAGAAACUAUUUGGGCAAUUCUACACCCGAUCUUAAAUGAAGAAACAAGUGCAUCUCAUGCUGUUGACAAGUUGUUGUUAAAGGGACAGUUGCGCCAUUUUGACCAAGGCCACCGGAACUAGCAUGACCAAGAAAGACGUAUCUCGAGUUCGGAGGCAAUAGGCUAUUUUGAGAUUUUACACACCGUAAUGGAUGGAUAUAACCAACGCAAUGGAUGGAUAUAACCAACAUCUCACUUUAAAAAGCAAAACAAAACAAUAGUCGAUUCAACAAGGACAUAUUUUUCAUUUUUUUUUUCACAUACAAAGACAUAGGGUGCCGACGUGGCUUCAUAUAGACAUAAUUAUGACGUAACAAAUCACAAAAUCUGUGUUGAAAAUAUACCACUAAAACAAUAAAAAAUGGCCCACGAGAAAAAUCAACAAAAAUAACCAAACUUAAUAAGACGGAAUUAAAGAAUAACAGAGCAAUUAUAAAAUUAAGUAAUUAAUAUGACGUCAACGGAAGUAAUAAAACCGGAAGUGGCACUUAAAGUAUAAUGCCACGUGAUAAUAUUUUAUAUUUCACAUUCAGCGUACCACUUCCGGCAGAGCCCUCAUAUAUCACUGACGUCAUAAACAAAAAUUAAAUAAGACAAAUCAAUCGAUACUUGGUAUAUAGAACCAUCAAGUACCAUGUUCGGAAAGUCGAAAAUAUAACAAAAAUCACAUAAGGGGUCUGGCAAAUAAACUUACUAUCCAUUCCGAUCACAAAAACCAAAACUCACUUCACCAAAAAAUGUCAUAAAUUAGACCUACGAUAUCAUUUUUGCGAGAGAACGGUUAAUACAAAAAUAUGCUUUGUGAUUCCUCAACGGUGUACGAGUGAGAUGAUAUAUAUAACCCUUGAUAACGCUGAUAUUCUUUUCAAUUAAGACCACAAACUCAUAUGUUACUUACGCCUUUAUCGAAUUAAGCUAAUUGUUAUUGGGUAUUUGGGAAGUAUUCGAACAUUUCGGUUGUAUCGCAGAAUUUAAUUGGUUGAGAACUGAAUUUUCAACCAAUCAAAUAAGUGACAAAAAUA
Molecule: messenger RNA, 1421 nt
Organism: Lottia gigantea (owl limpet)
Lineage: Eukaryota; Metazoa; Mollusca; Gastropoda; Lottiidae
Exons: 3
Coding region: 37-399 (120 amino acids)
Biological process (GO): cellular response to oxidative stress
Cellular component (GO): cytoplasm
Molecular function (GO): sulfiredoxin activity
Source: RefSeq, a predicted model, not a curated record